Messenger RNA from Lodderomyces beijingensis, 903 nucleotides. Lineage: Eukaryota; Fungi; Ascomycota; Pichiomycetes; Serinales; Debaryomycetaceae. The record is from the annotation of a GenBank genome assembly.
AUGGGGAGGACCAACAAGGACAAACGGGAUCUAUACUACAGAAAGGCCAAAGAAGACGGAUGGCGUGCCCGUUCCGCAUACAAACUACUCCAGCUCGACCAACAGUUCCAUCUACUUUCCGACAUUUCGCGAGUAGUGGACCUUUGCGCAGCACCAGGCUCAUGGUCGCAAGUGCUAUCUUCGAAACUAGCCUCACGCAACAACUCCAAGAUCAUCGCGGUUGAUCUCCAGCCCAUGACCCCCAUCGCGGGCGUCACUACGCUUCAAGCAGAUAUAACCCAUCCGCAGACGUUGCAGCAGAUCCGCGACCAUUUCGAGGGCGAAUUGGCGGAUUUCGUCUGUAGCGAUGGCGCACCAGAUGUCACGGGCAUGAAUGACUUGGACGAAUAUGUACAGCACCAGUUGGUCUAUGCGGCGUUGCAGUUGACGUGCUGUAUAUUGAAGCCAGGAGGUUCGUUCGUAGCUAAGAUUUUCCGAGGGCGCGAUAUCGACGUUAUGUAUGCUAUGAUGUCGCGGUUUUUCGAUCGCGUGGUGUGUGCUAAACCGCGAAGCUCGAGGAGCACUAGUUUGGAGGCGUUUAUUGUGUGUUUGGGGUAUAGGCCCAUCGAGGGGUUGACGCCGCGCUUGGAUUUGAAUUUGUCGACGGAUGAGUUCUUUGCUCGUGCUGGGAUUCGUGGUGGUGGUGUUUUUGGUGGUGCUGAUGAAGUAUGGGAAGAGGAUGAUGGGUGCGAGAGGUGCAUGGUUGAGUUUGUCGCGUGCGGCGAUCUUGAUGAUGUCGAUUCCGAUGCUACGUAUCGGCUUGAUGAUAAUGCUGUCAGACUUGAACCUGUCCAGAGACCAACUGCGCCGCCGUACAAAUUGGCGCUCGAUAAGAAAAGAAAAGGUGAGCUAGCGAAACGCUGA